This is a messenger RNA of Oryza brachyantha (malo sina), 2988 nucleotides long. RefSeq names its product nucleolar complex protein 3 homolog. Gene Ontology annotation, molecular function: chromatin binding. The record is from RefSeq and is a predicted model, not a curated record. Bases 121 to 2667 code for a protein of 848 amino acids. Lineage: Eukaryota; Viridiplantae; Streptophyta; Magnoliopsida; Poales; Poaceae. Gene Ontology annotation, cellular component: nucleolus. Gene Ontology annotation, biological process: DNA replication initiation. The transcript is spliced from 12 exons.
AGCCCGCGAUGCCAUCGUCCUCUUCAUUCCUCCGUGGUCUCUUCCCCGCCGCGGACGAAGCCCUAGCUAAACCCCUCCUCGUCCCCACGCCGCCGCGCCGCGCUCGCUCGGGGGGAAGCGAUGGGGAAGAGCAGCGGCAGCAAGAACAAGAAGAAGAAGGACAGGGUGAUCCUGCCCCCGCAGCUGCCGCCGGAGCUCGACGACGACGAGGUCGUGGUCUCCGACGAGGACCUCGAGUUCUUCGGGGCCAACGACGCCCACGCCCGCGCGCUCGCCAGCCUCGACAGGAAGUCCAUCGACUCCUACGUCACCAGGGUCGCCCACCACGUCGGGGACGAGGUCGAGCGCCUCUACGAGGAGCGCGAGCGCCGGAGGAAGGCCGCCGAGGCCCUCAGGCCCAAGAAGGAUGACGACGCCGACCUGGAGGUCGACCGCGUCGACGCCCUCCCCGUCAAGACGCUGCAGGGGGAGCUGGUCUACAACAACGCCAAGAAAGCAAGAUUUGAUGACAGUUCCAAUGGUGUUGAAACUAAAUCUGAAGACAGAGGAGCAAAUGCAAAACAAACCCUCCAAAGAGGAGAACGGAAGUCAAAAUCCAAAAGCAAAAAGGGAGAUGAUAAAUUGCAAAAUGAUCAUGCUCAUACUGAAGCUCCCAAUGGAAAAUUGCAGUCAAAAGUGCUGGAAGAGGUGAAGGAGGAACUUUCAGCCGAGGAAUUAUUUGAGAAAAAGAAGGCUCAGCUGGCUGAAAUAGGGAUGUCUAUGCUUGAAGAUCCUGAGGCAAACAUUAGAUCUCUGAAUGAUAUGUUGCACAUAUGCAAUGAAAAAGACCAGAAGGUUGUUAAACUUGGUCUGAUGUCUUUGCUUGCUGUGUUCAGGGAUAUUAUUCCUAGCUACCGGAUUAGGCAGCUGACGGAUAAAGAGCUUGCAGUAGAGGUUUCAAAAGACGUAAAGAAGAUGAGAUAUUAUGAAUACACACUUCUUCGCUCCUACAAGGCAUAUCUGCAGAAAUUAAUCUCCUUGGAGAAGCAGCCAACUUUUCACACUCUGGCUGUUCGAUGCAUAUGUACUUUAUUAGAUACUGCUCCACAUUUCAACUUUCGUGAAAGCAUACUUGCUAGCGUGGUGAAAAAUUUAAGUUCUCCAGAUGAUGCAGUGAGGAAAAUGUGUUGUGAAACGAUAAAGUCCCUUUUUAUAGAUGAGGGAAAGCAUCGUGGUGAGGCAACUAUUGAAGCUGUACGAUUGAUUGCUGAUCAUGUGAAGCUCAACGAUUGCCAACUCCAUCCUGAUAGCAUUGAGGUCUUCUUAUCUUUGAGAUUUGAUGAAGAUAUUGGAAAAGAUGACAGUGAGGAAGAAAAGGGAAAACCAAAGAAGAAUAAACGACGGCAAAACCAAGAAGUUCCAAAGCAAUUGCCAGUGAGUGACAAAAAGAAAGCCAAGCAGGAAUUGAUAUCAAAGGCUAGAGAAGAGGUUGAUGCUGAACUUAGAGCUGUUUCCUUUACUCUUGAUCCAAAGGAAAGGAGAAGGAUACAGAAAGAAACACUAUCAUCUCUUUUUGAGACUUACUUUCGCAUUUUGAAGCAUAGCAUGCAUACAAAUUCUAGGGGCAAGGUCAUUAAUGUCUCCUCAGAUGGCUCACACCCACUACUUGCUCCAUGUUUGGAGGGCCUAGGAAAAUUCUCACAUCUAAUUGAUUUGGAUUUCAUGGGUGAACUUGUCGCAUGCCUCAAGAAGCUUUCUGGGUAUACCGACCAUUACUCUGAGAUUCUACAUGACAAUACACUAUCUGUAUCAGAACGUCUGCAAUGCUGCAUAGUUGCGUUUAAAGUUUGGAGAACCAACCUUGAAGCUCUGAAUGUAGACCUGCAAGACUUCUUCGUCCAGCUUUUUAACCUCAUACUGGAGUAUCGGCCUGACAGAGAUCGUGGUGAGGUAUUGGCUGAUGCUCUGAAGACACUUCUCUGGGAAGGCAAACAGCAGGAUAUGAUAAGAGCAGCUGCUUUCAUUAAACGCCUAGCAACGUUUGCUCUGUCCUUUGGUUCUGCAGAAGCCAUGGCAGCAUUAAUCACACUGAAGCAUCUUCUUCAAAGGAAUAGCAAGUGCAGAAACAUGUUGGAAAAUGAUUCUGGUGGUGGCUCCCUGUCUUGCUUAGUUGCGAAAUAUGACCCAGAAGCUAAAGAUCCUUACCUGAGUGGGGCACUUGCCUCAGUCCUAUGGGAGCUUAGCCUUCUACAGAAGCAUUACGAUUCCUCUGUUUCCUCAAUGGCCUCAAAUAUCUUGAGCAUGGCUAAUUUGAAUCCUACACAGAAUCCUGUUCCGAUUUCAAACGCAAACCCUCUAGAAGCAUAUAGAGACUUGUCAAUGGAACAGGAAUUGUCUAAAUCGGCGAACAAAGUGUUGCAACUGAAGUGCAAAAAGAUGAGGCGUGGUAAGGAGUUUGUUGCCCUAAGCCCCUCUGUACUUCAGGGAUCAGAUUGCAUAGCGAAUGGAGAUGAACUCAAAGGAAAGUUACAGAAUCAUUUCGCUGUGCUACGAGGCAUCUCGGAGAAUGAGAGAUUGAGGGCUGAGUUGAAUCACACGUUGUCAUCUAUUAACCUGUACAAGGAGUACAAGAAGCAGAAGAAAAGCGCGAAAACAAAGUCUGGUAAGAAAAAGAUAGUAAGGGCUUAAGUCCUGCAUUUUGGGGAAAGUUCUGCACACAGUAAUCAACCGUGCGCAGGUUUCACAGUUUUGGCAUAUACCCACUUUGUAACUUUAUGUUAAGAUUUCACAUUUGCAGGUGGUGGUUUUGUAUACACUUUGCGUUAUAGUCUUAUUCCUGACAUGUCUUUUGUUGUUGUUGUGUGGACCUAACCAACCUUAGAAAUUGCUGCCGCUGUAAAAGAUACAACAGUGGCAUUCUUCUGUUCUUUAGUUGCUAGCAAAUUGCCUGUGCAUUGCAAUUGGAUUUUAUUUUAAAAAUAUCAAAUAUCAUUAAUAUGCUAUUACCAA